UGGAAGCGACACUUCUUACAGCUCAGGCGUGUUGCUCCUUGCUCCUUAAAGGUGAUGUAUUUGAAUUCAGAGGAGCAGCAGACUGAAAUGACACACACUCCCUCCUCAGAUAUGUGUGAAGUGGGGCUGAGUGAAGUUUCAGAGAUGAUGGAUCUGCUUCACAUAGAUGUAGAGACUGAUGUGGUGGAAGACAGACCUGGAAGAGGAGAUGCACUGUGUUCAAAGAACGUGUUGAGGAAGCAGCGACACUGGGAGAGACAGCUGGCUGCGAAGAAGAGCAAAAGGAAAGAAGAGAAGCAGAGGAGGAAGCUCAACCGUGAGCACGAGUCAGGUGCAAGUGCGGACAAUCCUCAGCUUAGCAAACGGGUCCUGAAGGCGAUCACCAGAGAGCGUUUAGCCGAGGCUCAGUCCACGGGGCUCAAACUCUGCGUUGACCUGAGUAUGACGGACUGCAUGUCUGACAAGGAGAUAAGCCGACUGGCCGGCCAGUUACGACGACUGUACGGGUCAAACAAGAAAGCAACGCGACCGUUCCACCUGUUCCUGACAGACCUGAAGGAGGACAGCCGUCUGUACAGAGAGUGCAUACGAAUGAAUGAAGGCUUCCUCAAUUACACAAUGGACAUAACAGAGGAAAGCUGCCUGGACCUGUUUCCUCCAGAAACCGUCGUCUACCUCACGCCAGAUGCUGAAGAAGCCUUGGAAACAGUGGAUGCUGACAAAGUGUACGUCCUCGGGGGUCUUGUGGAUGAAAGCAUCCAGAAGAAGUUGAGCUUCUCGAGGGCGAGAGAGCUCGGCGUCCGCACGGCGAGGCUGCCCAUAGACGAGUACAUGACAAAGAACAACAACGCCAAGAAUUUCCACUCCAAGAUCCUGGCAGUGAAUCAAGUGUUUGACAUCUUGUUGACUUUGUGUGAAACCGGCAGCUGGACAGAAACCCUCCAGGCAUGGUUCCCUCGGGGGAAGGGUUAUGUUGUUGCGCCAGACGACUCCCUACCACCUUCAACGCAGACUUAGCACAAGGAUUCAUGUUCCGUCAUCUUCAUUUCGUUCGGAUUAUGCCAAAUGAUCACGCCAUAUCUGACUUGAGGAAUUUAAUCAAAAGAGGAGAAUAAUUGUGACAUUUUUUAUACUUUCUCAGGAAUAAUUUCAGACUUUUUCUUAAUAUUAAAAGACAAUUGAAGUUUUGGUAGCACACAAAACAGUUUUGAAUUUUCAAUUGUCUCUAACAAAUGGGAACUCGUGACUCCCUGCAGAACAUAUUCUUGAAACACUUUAUAUCUAGUUUUUGCACAUAAACUUUUAAUGUAAAUGCGUCUUAAUUUUUGUGUUUAAUGAUAUGACACAGUUUCCAUCUUCAGACCAGCUUGUCCGAGAUAUCAAGUCUGAAUUAAAAAUGUUGCAUUCAAGUAUCUUAUAGAAGAAUUUCAGAACUUCUCCUGGUAUGAAAACAAACGUGUAGAUUUUGUUGCUCCUUUUGUCUCAUUUUAGCUUUAUUGUAAUUAAAUUAUUUGAGAGAGGCAGCAUAGGUUGGUUAAAGUCUCUGUUUGUUGUUACAAGUCUUCUGUCAAGUCCUCUUAUUAUUGUCUUAUUAUCUCGCAUGUUUUUACGGUAAAGAGGCUUAAAGUCAGCUUUGUUGCAUUUUUCUUUGAAUCAUUUUUCUUCUCCUUCAUGUUUCCCAAGAACGUUUGGUUUUUAUGUUUACACGACUCAGAUUUGUGUGGAAAGGGUUAGGGUUAAUUUUACAUUCUUGGAUAAUUCUUUCUUGAAUGUUUUGUGCGUUUAUUAUGUUUUGUGUGGUUUUUUUUAAAGGAGGGGAUUUAAAAAAACAUGGAUCAUGAAUGGGAAAUCAACCUUUAUUUGUAUAAAGUCAAAGAAUGAUGAAACUAGCUGUUCAUGCAUAGUCAAACUCCUUUCUUAAAGAGACAGACCAAUAGUUGGACACCCACAAGGCUACUGUGGUGAGAUUAAUUCUGCUUUCUAUCUUGGUUACAUUUAGAAACACUUUUGGCUCUGUUAUCAGCAGACC
This is a messenger RNA of Scomber scombrus (Atlantic mackerel), 2029 nucleotides long. RefSeq names its product tRNA methyltransferase 10B (gene trmt10b). Bases 55 to 1017 code for a protein of 320 amino acids. The record is from RefSeq and is a predicted model, not a curated record. Gene Ontology annotation, cellular component: nucleus; nucleoplasm. Gene Ontology annotation, biological process: tRNA N1-guanine methylation. Gene Ontology annotation, molecular function: tRNA binding. The transcript is spliced from 9 exons. NCBI's taxonomy places the organism in Eukaryota, Metazoa, Chordata, Actinopteri, Scombriformes, Scombridae.